Pterocles gutturalis (yellow-throated sandgrouse) is the source of this 1396-nucleotide messenger RNA. It is a transcript of the gene THUMPD3, whose product is annotated as THUMP domain containing 3. NCBI's taxonomy places the organism in Eukaryota, Metazoa, Chordata, Aves, Pterocliformes, Pteroclidae. The transcript is spliced from 8 exons. Gene Ontology annotation, molecular function: RNA binding; tRNA (guanine) methyltransferase activity. The record is from RefSeq and is a predicted model, not a curated record. The annotation marks the transcript as partial. Gene Ontology annotation, biological process: tRNA methylation.
GUGCACCGUCUGCGGUCGGUGGAUAAUUUGUUCGUUGUUGUUCAGGAGUUCAAAGACUAUCAAUUCAAAGAGAACAAGGAAGAUGCUCUAAAGGAUUUGGAAGAUUUGGUUAAAAAGCUGCCUUGGACCAAUCCACUGAAAGUCUGGGAGCUAAACAACAGCUUAAAAAAGAAAAAGACAAAACGCAAAAAACAUAAUCUGCAGAAUCCUGCAAGCAAAGAGAAGUUGAGUGAUGAUGGAGAAGGGGAAGGAACAGCUCAAAAAGGCAUCAGUAAGGAGAAGGACUGUCCCCAAAACACUGCAGGUGCAGAACCUGCCAGCGGCCAGGACACGGAAAAGACGGAAGGAGUGGCAUCCCAAAAUGGGGAGGAGGAUGAUCACGAGCACUCAGAUGCUAAGGAUGAAUUGCAGGCGGGUUCUGGAAGUGAGACCAAGGCUGGUGACGAUAAGGCAGGCGAAGGAGAGGCGAAGGUGUUGAAAUUCCGUGUUACAUGCAAUAGAGCAGGAGACAAGCACAGUUUCACGUCAAACGAGGCUGCAAGAGACUUCGGUGGAGCAGUGCAGGAGCACUUCCAGUGGAAAGCUGACAUGACUAACUUUGAUGUAGAGGUUCUUCUGAAUAUUCACAAUAAUGAAGUAGUUGUGGGCAUUGCGUUAACUGAAGAGAGCCUUCACAGAAGAAAUAUUACCCAUUUUGGACCCACAACCCUUCGUUCCACUCUCGCUUAUGGCAUGCUUAGACUCUGUAACCCACAGCCAACAGAUAUCAUAGUUGAUCCUAUGUGUGGCACAGGUGCAAUACCAAUAGAGGGAGCUUCAGAAUGGCCUAGCUGCUACCACAUUGCUGGUGAUAACAACCCACAAGCUGUAAAGAGAGCAGCAAACAACAUCAGUUCUUUACUAAAGAAAAAUGAGAACAAGGAAAGCAGUACUUCCUCGGGCAUCCCCUUAGACAUCAUUCAGUGGGAUAUUUGCAAUCUCCCUUUGCGCACUGGUUCUGUGGACAUUAUUGUGACAGACAUGCCGUUUGGAAAGAGGAUAGGGUCAAAGAAGAAGAACUGGGAUCUCUAUCCAGCGUGCCUUAUGGAGAUGGGUCGGAUCUGCACACCGGGGACAGGCAGGGCUGCGCUGCUUACACAGGACAAGAAAUGCUUUGCCAAGGCUUUGUCACGAAUGGGACACAUCUGGCGCAAAGGUCAGACAGUGUGGGUGAACGUAGGGGGACUGCAUGCUGCAGUGUAUCUUCUGAGACGCACCUGGGAAAGAGCAGAAGAAAAAAGAUCAUUCUGGUAACCCGCGUGGAAGAAGACAAGACACCUCCAGAAUUUGUUGAGAAGCAGUCUGGUAAAGGAGGUGCCUGAGAGCAUAGGUCUGUCAAUUCCUGAGAAGGAAAAAA